Molecule: messenger RNA, 3884 nt
Organism: Gigantopelta aegis
Lineage: Eukaryota; Metazoa; Mollusca; Gastropoda; Neomphalida; Peltospiridae
Product: centrosomal protein of 89 kDa-like
Exons: 23
Coding region: 38-2527 (829 amino acids)
Biological process (GO): cilium assembly; mitochondrion organization; chemical synaptic transmission
Cellular component (GO): ciliary transition fiber; centriole
Source: RefSeq, a predicted model, not a curated record
GCAAGUGUUUACAAUUUCUAAAGGCACACUAUUCAAAAUGCCUUUGCUGGGGAAAAGAGGGAAGAGGAAGAAAAGCAGAUCUGCAGGAAUGGAGAAGGUUGAUGAUCGGAGUCACAUUGGAGGAGCCCUUGUUCCAUCAGCUAUAUUUGCUGCUGUGCCAAAAACUCCGCCACCAACCACCCCUCCAGGAACCGGGGUCGGCCUUGCCGGUUCAUUAUCGAACGUGGCCACUCUCGGCCGGCUGUUUGCUGAACCUAUGCCUCUGAGCGAUGAUGAUCCACUGAGUGACCCAGAGAGCAGUCUGUAUGACUACCAACAAAUGGAGGAGGCUGGAUAUGUGAGUGUUGAUUUUGGAAGUUUGCCGCGACGUGGCCGCAGUAUUUCAGAACGACAACCUGCAACAACGCCAAAAUUAAAUGUACAAAACAAUGCAGAUGAGACGGAAAGGCAAAUGAUCACCGACAUAUAUGCUACACCACACAAAGGCAGAUACAGACAGAAUCAGAAGGAGAGUCCUGACAGGGAGGGUGACUAUGAACUGGAGAACCUACCGGCCUCCCUAGGGGGGACCACUCACGAUGUCAGGAAGGCCAUGCAGGCUGUUCAUGACCUGUCACCCUAUGAAGAAACGUUACUAAAACAGCAAGUUGACAGGAAGAUGCACACCAGUCCACAGUUUGAGAGAGGGAGUUACAAAAAGGGAAUCGGAAGUAAACGAAGCAGUGGUCGACACUCACAUAAAUUAUCAGAUGAGAAAGGUCACAUUUCUCCUGAUGGUAGACAGUUGGGACCGGUACCUCGGCCUGAACAAGAUGCGGACUCUGGUUUCGGUCAUGGUGAUACGAUCAACGGCGAAGUGGCGGACAGCCCGUCGUCACGGCAAUUUGUAACUAAAACCGAGCCACAGUAUAGUGCCAGCAGUUCACAGCACCUGCAAGCAUCGGGCCAUGUGUCGUCGAGGCUGGCUAGAGAAGGUGUCCAGGAUCUGACCCGCAGUCUGCAGAUGAAGGUCGAGGAACUUCAGGAGGACAACCAACAUCUCCAGGAGGAGGUCAUGUCACUCAGGAAGGUGGCGGCGGCGGUCAAUGAGGGGGACACGGAGAGUGCCCAGUCUCUGUUGGUCAGCAAACAGAUGAAGGAACUGAGGGAUGAGAACGAAGUGAUGAAGACGUCCGUGCAUAGACUAAACAUGGAACUUAGCAACCACCAGGCCAAGAAGAUACCACUCAGCGUCGAACAGUGUCGUAAGAUAGAAGGUCUUCCAGCUAAAGGACCUAUCCCAUCUUGGUUGAUAAGCAAACGAUACCUGGCUCCACUGUUUGUUGAAUAUGAUGACCGCCUUCAAGAGAAAGAUGACAUCAUUCUGAAAUACCAGGAAGAGCUACAUGAUCUGAAACUGCGGGUGGAGGAGAUUGUGCGAGAGAACGGCCAGCUGCAGAUGGCUGCCAGUGGUGCUGGUUUCGGCACUACAGAAUGGCAGCAGAUACAGGACCAGGCGAGACUGGUGCUGGAGGAGAACCAGCUGUUGAUUGAGCAGCUCAACGUACAGCAGAACAAAGCUCGAGAUAUGUACGAGGCUCACACACAGGAAGUGUCAAGACUCACAAAGAAGUUAUCGGCUGCAGACUACGAGAAGACGGAAGUUGAGCGUGAGCUAGAGGAGACGAAAUUAAAGAUGAGGGAACUGAAACACAAACUUGACUCCAUGAUGCUAAACAGCCAGGCUAACAUCCCAGUACAGGAGCACAUUAACGCGGUAGCCGAUGUUAAACGGACUGUUGCAGAAGAAAAAGAAAUACUUCUCAAGGAAAGAGAGAUUUAUGAAGCCAAACUAAAGGCUGCUGAAGACGAGAGAAGGUCUCUGUGUGUGAAGCUGACUGAUGCGGAGGUGGGAAACAAGAGACUGCAUGUAGAAAUAGACUUACUACACAAGGCUGUCAGGCGAACCCAGUACAAACUGCUUGUGUUCCAGAAAGCUAUGGAGCAGUCGGAAUUCAAAGAGCUCUCGACUCAGGACCAGCUGGCGAACAUUAUUAAAGUGGCCGAGAUGACUGCUGCUGAGCGAGACACCUAUGUGAAAAUGGCAAAAGAACAACAGCAAGAGAGUAAGAAGGCAAUGAACACAGCUUUUGCUAGCUCGGUAGCCAUUGGCCGACUGGAAGAGAAACUUAAGUUAUACAAAAUGAAAGCUGCUGCAAAGUUUAACACUGUUACAGAGAGGAUGAAGUACCAGGACGAGUCGUUCAACAGCCGGUGUCAAGAGUACGAGCGAGAGAUCAAGUACCUGCGGUUACUUCUCCAGGAAAAGGAACUCUCACUGCAGUCGUUACAGACAGAGAAGAGGGAGAUUGAGACCGAUCUCGAAUGCAUGUGGCAGGCAGCUAGCUCUGAGAACGUGCAGAUCAAAGACACACUGAGAAAAUGUCUGCGGAAACUACGAGAGCAUUCUGCGUUCAGCAAAAUCCUAGAUAAUGAUUUGUCGGAAAAACACGGACUUCUCAACCUGUCAGAAGACGAUGAAAGCUAGGGCUUUCUACGAGUUGUGAUUCACAGUGGAACUCUGCUUAAGUAUCACCACUUGACAGACCAGUGGGGCAAGAUUGAAUGUUUUAGCAAAAAACCCUAAAAGAUUUGAAAUUGUUUACGUUUUAAACUUUUUAAAGAAUGCUUGGACUGAUGUUGAUGCAUAAAGUAGCAUAAUAUAUUGUCCCAGAAGUCCUGACAAUGUAAAUGUCAAACGUUUGAAAUCCAACAUGAUGAUUAUCGCAAUCUGCGAUUGGUUGAGAGCGAGACAUUAUCAGCCUGAUUGGUCAAGAGUGAAACAUUAUCACAGUCUGCGAUUGGUCGAGAGUGAGAUGUUUUCAACAUCUUGACAAUACCGAAGACCUGUGGUCCAGAAUCAUGGUUAUUCCAAGUUCCCAAGAAUUUAAAAAAUAAUAGAUUAGUUGAAAAUCCAUUGCUACUGAAUAAUGAGUAUAUUCUCAACAUCAGUUGAAGAAUGGGUGAAUGAACUGCGAUGAAAUGUGAGGUGUAGGUGUCUUUAAAUGUAACCAAGUGCUACUUUUCAGAAAAAUCAGACAUCCAGAGCUGUCGGAGAGCAUUUUAAAGUGAGGAAAUAAAUUGUGAUAUUUUCUUUCUUCCAUUCCAGCUUGGACAUGAUAUUUUAUUUGGAGUGUCAUUUAAAAGUGAAUUAAUUAUACUAAAACCGUUCAUUCCUCGUGACCUGUCUAAAUUUGGCUAUUUAUUGAAUUGGGUGCAUUGCUUGAAUAAGCAGUUAUAUUUUUGUCAAGUCUUGCCAUUCAAUCCAUUUACACCAAUUAAGAAAACAUUUAAACUACCUUACCCCGGUAACUUACAUUUGAGGUGACUUUUUUUUAAUUUAAUACUUAGAAUGCCAAAAAACAAUAUAAAAAAAAAAAAAAAUAAUAAAAAAAAAAUCUUUUCAUCCAUCAUUGUUCACUAAUUUUAUGCAAAAGGUUUUUGAGAUAUAAAUAUUUAUAAAAUGUUUAGUUAUCGAUAUUGUGAAGUGAAAUGAUGCAACGUAGAAGUUCCAUGGCUGUCUUGUUUUUUUAAUAGUGUACAGUUAAAGAAGAUGGACUAAUCCUUGGUAUGUGCUGUCCUGCCGGGGGAAGUGCAUAUAACAUAUCCCUGGCUGCCGAUGGGGAAAACAUAGAUGGCCAAGUGAUGUUUGUGAUAACCCGUUCCCUUGAGAUUUGAUCAGUUAUUUUUUUUAUUCCAUAUUUCAGGGAUUCACAUUUAUAAUAUGUAUACGAUACAUCCUUGUACGCCUUCCCUAUAUACAUGUACACCGUCCAGCUGUUUUUAUUUUGUUUAUACAUGUGAACUUAUAUGUAAACUGUCCAGCCAUUAAAACUGAUAUUAUA